This is a messenger RNA of Aspergillus candidus, 2277 nucleotides long. Its product is annotated as polynucleotide adenylyltransferase. The transcript is spliced from 7 exons. The coding region runs from base 212 to 2005 and encodes 597 amino acids. The record is from RefSeq and is a predicted model, not a curated record. Gene Ontology annotation, cellular component: nucleus. Lineage: Eukaryota; Fungi; Ascomycota; Eurotiomycetes; Eurotiales; Aspergillaceae. Gene Ontology annotation, molecular function: poly(A) RNA polymerase activity; RNA binding.
CGCUGUUCCUCGUCAUCGAAUCGCCCUCCUUUCCUUUUAUUUCCUCUUCCUUCGUUGCUCUUUCCCUUAUUCUCGGUUUUCUUUGCUCUAUUAACCUUUGUCGUCGUUUAUUGGGUUCCGCUCUUUUACUCCGCCCUCGACCAUAUCUAGGCGCCUGUCGCUAACGUCGGCGCAUCGUCAGCCCUGCUGCAAUAUUCCUGGAAUAAUAAAAAUGGCAGCACCCUCAACUCGACAGUGGGGCGUCACGCCUCCGAUCUCUACUGUCCUACCUACCACAGAUGAGCUGGCUGCAAAUGAUGACUUGAUUGCAGAGCUGAAGGCCCAGAACAACUUCGAAAGUCCCGCGGAGACCGAGCGAAGGAAACAAGUCCUCGAACUGAUCCAGCGCGUCAUGCUCGAGUUCGUCAAAACCGUCAGUCGGAAAAAGGGGCUCUCCGCAGCCGCGGUCGAUGCGGCCGGGGGGAAGAUUUUCACUUUUGGAAGCUAUCGCUUAGGCGUCUAUGGGCCCGGAUCGGAUAUCGAUACCUUGGUGGUUGGCCCGAAGCACGUUUCGAUUGAUGACUUUUUUGCGGAAUUCCCCUCCGUCCUAGAGAAGCUGGCCCCUGCGGGUGCCAUUGAGAAGAUGACCCCAGUUCCAGAUGCCUUCGUUCCCAUCAUCAAACUUGAAAUGUCCGGCAUCAGCAUUGAUCUAAUCUUUGCCCGUCUCAUGGUUCCGUCUGUUCCGAUCAACCUCGACCUAAAGAACAAUGACUAUCUGAGGGGGCUGGACGAACGCGAGGCCCGGUCGCUGAACGGCACCCGUGUAACCGACGAAAUCUUGGAACUUGUUCCUCAGCAGAAGACCUUCCGCUUCGCAUUGCGUGCGAUUAAACUUUGGGCGCAGCGCCGAGCUAUUUACUCCAACAUUGUGGGUUUCCCCGGUGGUGUUGCUUGGGCAAUGCUUGUUGCACGCGUCUGUCAACUCUAUCCGCAGGCUACUGGAUCUGUGAUUGUGGGCAAGUUCUUCCGGAUCAUGAACAAGUGGGCCUGGCCUCAGCCCGUCCUGUUGAAGCCAAUCGAAGAUGGUCCUCUGCAGAUGAAAGUGUGGAAUCCAAAGAUAUACCACGGUGAUCGAUUCCACUUAAUGCCUAUCAUCACCCCCGCUUACCCCUCCAUGUGCGCCACACACAACGUGUCACUGUCGACAAAAUGUGUUUUGCUCCGCGAGCUCCAGCGUGGCGGUGACAUUGUGGAUAAGAUUUUCAUGAAGCAAUUGAGUUGGAGCGAUUUGUUCGCGCGGCACACAUUCUUCACCAAGGACUAUAAGUAUUACCUCAGUAUCACUGCCUCGAGCAAAACCAAGGAAGCAGAGGCCGUGUGGUCCGGUCUCGUCGAAUCAAAGAUUAGACUUCUGGUGGGGGCGUUGGACAGAAAAGCGACUAUCGCAGUGGCUCACCCUUUCCCCAAGGGGUUUGAGCGUACCCACAUCGUCUCCAAUGAGGCAGAGUUAGAACAGGUCAAAAACGGGUCGACUAAAUACCAGGACAAAGGCAUCAAAACCGAAACCACUGACGAGCAGAACGAUGCAACCCAUCAAGCUGUAGCUCUGAAUGGGGUUGAGAGCGAAAACGCUGAAGUUCCGGAGGCUGCUCAGAAACAAGCGAACGGCGACAGUCGGACCAUCUACACCACCACUUACUACAUCGGCCUGGAACUGAAACUCGAGCCAGGUGCGUCCCGGUCGCUGGAUAUUUCCACCGACGCACAGAUCUUCAAAUCGACUUGCACGUCUUGGGCUGGAUAUCAACCCGGUAUCAACGAUCUGGCCGUUACGCACAUUCGCAACUUCGACAUGCCCGACGAUGUCUUCCAACCCGGAGAGACCCGACCAACUCGACCUAAGAAGAAGGUCGUCAAGAAGGCCGACGCCAUCAGCGGUCAGAAGCGCACCCUCGAAACCAUCGACGUAAGUGCAUAUAAGAGCGUUAAGACAAACCACGAUCAGCGAAUCACCCGCCAUGGAUAAUACAGAAAGCUUCCACACAGUGUGUUGGCUGCCGAGUUAGUAUCUGGGAUUUACUGAUAUCAACCGUCUGUUUUCCAGGACCCGUCGCACCCUUCGAAACGCCAGGCAACAUCCAACACUCCCAGCGCCGCAACGCCUGCCUGAGUGGUCUAUCCACUGCAGGUCCGCCCAAAUUCGCUCCGGGGCUGGUCCCCACGCUCUAUUGUGCGCCAGACACGACAGCACUACUGGUUUGAAUCCGUGCGCCGAUCUUUUGGUAUACGUAGAUACAG